This is a messenger RNA of Penicillium concentricum, 1461 nucleotides long. Its product is annotated as putative FAD dependent oxidoreductase. The transcript has 5 exons. Bases 1 to 1461 code for a protein of 486 amino acids. NCBI's taxonomy places the organism in Eukaryota, Fungi, Ascomycota, Eurotiomycetes, Eurotiales, Aspergillaceae. The record is from RefSeq and is a predicted model, not a curated record. Gene Ontology annotation, molecular function: NADP binding; flavin adenine dinucleotide binding; N,N-dimethylaniline monooxygenase activity.
AUGAGUGAGGCUACUCGAGUUGCUGUUAUUGGAGCUGGUAUCAGUGGGGUGGUCACUGCUGGCCAUCUUCUGGCUACUGGAAUUCAGGUGAUCGUUUUUGAGAGAAACAAUGCAGCUGGUGGAGUUUGGCUUUAUGACAAGCGUACUCCGAUUGAAGCCCAGUACCCAUCACCGAGACCGUCUGCUUCACAGGAAUAUGUGAAGGAUGAAAGGGGAGAAAACGAAAGAAAGAUCUUACUUCAUGCACCUCCGGGGCCUUGUUAUGAAAGUCUCACAAAUAAUGUCUCGACUCCCUUACUACGGACGAAACUCAAUGCAUGGCCAGAAGGGACUGGUCAUUUUGUGAAGCAUCAUGUGCUCAAGGAAUAUAUCCAAGAUACGUCAACCAAGGCCGGUGUCGAUAAUAUAACCAAGUAUGGCGCCCGAGUCACCCGAGUUCAUAAGGACGGGCCAACAUGGACAGUUCACUGGAGCACUUUGAGCGAAGGUCAAGAUCCCGUUGAGAAUGAGGAGUCUGCAACAUUUGACUCGGUCAUUGUUGCCUCAGGUCAUUAUCAUACACCUCUCGUCCCAAAUAUACGGGGUCUACCCGAUGCAAAAGCUCGAUGGCCAGAGAGGAUCUUUCAUUCAAAGUCUUUCCGAAGAUCGAAAGGAUUUGAAGGCAAGAAUGUACUACUACUUGGUGGAGGAGUCUCUUCUCUCGAUAUAGCCAAAGAAAUCAGCGGAACUGCAAACCACGUGUAUCAAAGCACUCGAAAUGGUGCCUUUGAUCUCCCCGAGAGUGCACUUCCAGAAAACGCCUCAAGAAUUGCCGAGGUUGAAGCAUUCGAAUCUUCUACAACAUCGUCAGACGCCGAGCAUUUGCCCUUAACCAUUCAUCUCAAAUCCGGAGAGACCUUGCACGAUAUCGAUACAAUUAUCCUUUGUACAGGAUACCAAAUGGCACUUCCAUUCCUCGACGAUUAUAACAACUACGGCGUAUCUGCCACCGAGGCAAGUGAUAAAGUGCUUGUCACAGAUGGCACUCAAGUCCACAACUUGCAUCAGGACAUUUUCUACAUCCCAGAUCCCACACUCGCGUUUGUCGGAAUUCCUUUUUAUACCGCAACUUUCUCUCUAUUCGAGUUCCAAGCUAUCGCUGUGGCAGCCUUCCUGUCUGGGGUUGCGCAGCUUCCAUCUACUACGAGUCUCCGGACGGAAUAUGAGAACCGCGUUAAAAAGAAGGGACUCGGACGGAAUUUCCAUUCACUCAAGGAUCAAGAGAAAGAAUAUGUCGAUGAAUUGAUUGGAUGGGUCAAUACUGGAAGAGUUGAGCGUGGAUUGUCUUUGAUUGAGGGUCAUACUGAGACUUGGAUUAAAGAGAGAGAGGCUUUGAGCGAGAGACUUAAGUUGCUUCUGGCAGGGCAGCUUACCCGAGAAGAUGCGCUCAAACCUCCAUUGGAGGUAGGAGUGACUGCGUGA